Plasmodium vinckei vinckei is the source of this 5034-nucleotide messenger RNA. RefSeq names its product SET domain protein, putative. NCBI's taxonomy places the organism in Eukaryota, Apicomplexa, Aconoidasida, Haemosporida, Plasmodiidae. The transcript has a single exon. Gene Ontology annotation, molecular function: protein binding. The record is from RefSeq and is a predicted model, not a curated record. Bases 1 to 5034 code for a protein of 1677 amino acids.
AUGCAAUGUGAUACCCCUUGCAAUGAUAAACAAAAAGAUGAGGAGAAGUAUGAAGAAAAUAUGAGUGUAAAACAAAAAGAUGAACUACUAAAAAUCGUUAACGAAAUUCCAAAGCUAUAUAAAGAUAAAGAAAAUGAAAUAAUCUCCUCUUUAAUAUAUGGCUACAUUCACAAAUACCCGAAAUCGAUAGAAUCCUAUGAAAGUUUUAUAAAUUUUUAUAUGCAAAAAAAAAAUUAUAAAAGUGCAUUAAAUUUAUUAUAUGCUGUAAUAUAUUUGGAUAAAGACAACAAAAAAUUUGUUGAAUUAAUAAAAAAAUGUGAAGAAAAAUUAGUUUCAAGAAUAUGUAAAAUUCCAGCAAUAUAUAAAAGUCAGUUAUCUUACCCUCAAAAUGUAGGAUUGUAUAGAGAUAGCCAACAUAUAAUAAAUAGUCUAAAUAAUGGAAAUAUGGCUAUGUAUGGACAAAAUGAUAGAUAUAAUCAUGAAAACGAUAGUAAUCCCGAACCUAUAUUGAGCGAAGACAUAUUUAACAAUAAAAUACAUAUAGUUAAACAAGGUAAACAUUAUAUAGCAUUGGCUAAGCAUAAUGUUGAACCUGGAGAAAUAAUAUUUCAAGAAAAACCUUAUAUAUUAACACAGCAUGUUUUUUCAAAUAAUUAUACAUAUUCAACAUGUUAUCAUUGUUUAAAGGAAAGAAAUGUUAGUGAGAAAAGUUAUGCAUGUCCAAUAAAUCCACAUGAUUGUCCAUAUAUUUUUUGUAAUUGGAAAUGUUUAAUAAAUAAUAGGAAGGUUCAUGAAAUUGAAUGUUCAAUAUUACCAAUAAUUCAUGCAGCAUCAAAAGAGUCGGGAAUAAUGUAUUAUACAGUACUUCAUAUAUUUAGAGUUUUAAUAAAAACAAGAAUUGAAAGAAAUUACAAUAAUAGAAAAUAUGAUAUACUAAAUGAUAUAUUUAGUGUUUAUUCAUAUUAUAAUGCAGUUAAAGAAAAUCAAAAAAAUAUAUUUAAAUCAUUCAAUAUAUUGGCAAAUAGAAUAAUACUAGAAUUUCCAUCAUCAUUUUAUUUAUAUCUAAAACAAAAAGAGCUUGUUGAGUUUAUGUUAAUUAUAUGGCAAUACUCUCCAUUUAUAAAAUAUUAUUCACCAUCAUCAAUUUUACAAAAUAUAAACCCUGAAGUAACAUUUGGUUUAGUUUAUUCACCGAUUUUAUCAAAAUUACAUCAUAGUUGUAUACCAACUUGUAGUUACUACUAUGAUGAAGAUGGAUUAUUAACUAUUCGAGCAAUUUGUAAAAUACCUGAAGGUGGAAAAUUAUGUAUUAAUAUAUUACCUGACCAAUAUUUACCUCUUAAAAUUAGAAAAAGUUUUAAAGGUAUACCAAGGGUUUUUGCAUGUGAUUGUAUUAGAUGUUCCGAUCCAACAGAAAAUAAUUUACAUCUAAGAAGCAUGAAGUGCCCAAGAUGUGUAAUUGGAUAUAUUUAUCCUAUAAAAACGGAAGCAUUAGUUGAGGCCUUAAAACUACAUUGGUAUGAUCAAGAAAUGGAUAAUACUAUAUCUAACGAUAAUGACAAUUCCAACGAAUUAGAUCAUGUACAUAAUGAAGAAAAUAUGUCUCAGAAAAAUGUAAGUCAUAAUUCCUUUUUAAAAUUGUCUAAACAAAAUGAAGGAAAUAUAAAUGGUAGUAAUUCAGCAUAUGAUGAAAAAAACAAUCCUGAAAUAAAUAAAAAAUCGGUAGAACAAUCAAGUAGUAAAAAUUCACGCCCACAUUAUUUAAAUGACGAGAAAAAAAAAAAAAUAUGUUCCAAUUUAGAAAAGGAAAUAGAAAGAUGGAUAUGUUCAAACUGUGGGAAGUUAUCACUAAAGGGUAAUAAAAGAUGUGUUAAGUUAGAGAAUAAAAUAUAUUUAUUAUAUAAUGAAGCAGAAAAUAAUUAUAUUAAAGGAAAUAUAAUUACAGCUAGAAAUCAAUUACUAAAACUUUCCAAUGAAUUUUUUAAUAUUUUUCAUCCAAAUCAUUAUAUAAUAUUUAAUGUUAAUGUAUUAUUAGCAGGAUUAUUAAGACAUGAUCCAAAUAAACAAGUUUUUGAUUCUUUGAUUUUUUUCAGAAAGGCAAUUAUAGCAGCAGACAAUGUAUUACCUUCAUGCUCAUUAGAAAAAAUUCAUUUAUAUGCAUGUUUAGCACAUUAUACAUUUAAUUGUUCUAAUAUUUCAAAAUUAUAUAAUAAAGGUUUUGGAUUAUCUAGUAAAUUUAUUUUUGAACCUAUGUAUGCAUCUAUAUGGAAUUCAUAUACUAUUACAGGAUACAAAUCGACAUUAACUAUUUUAUUGUUACAAAAAUUAAGAACAUAUAGUAUAUCUAUGAAUAAGUUUACUCCUUAUAUGGAUAUAGAAUUUCAUAUAAACAGAAAAGAUGAAUUUUCUGAUUUUUAUCGUAAAGUUACACAUAACAAAAAUGAGCCAUUUAGACAAAUUAAACAAGUUGCAAAAAAUGAUCCGUUUUAUCCAAUAUAUAUGGCUUGUCAAUGUAUGGAUAUAAACUUUGAAGAAAAUAAAUAUUUUAUUAACAUAUUUAGAUCUUUUAAAAAUGUUUACUAUUUAGGAAAUGGAUUGAAUGCAUUAUGUUUAGCAGCUGCCUUUGGAAAUAUUAAUCUUGUUAAAGUAUUAUUAAAAUUAAAUUAUUCUCUUUUUUUUAAAAAUGAAUUAAAUAUUAAUGCACUUUUGCAUAUGGCUAGUUCUUAUUUGCCAGAUGAACAAGAUGCAUAUCACUCAAAUUAUUAUUACACGUUAUUAAAAGAAAUAGAACUACAACAUGUUGAAUUGGAACUUUUUGAAAAGGAUUAUUUUGGAAGCAUAAACAUUUUGUCUAAUGGUACAUGUAAUAAAAAUUAUGGAAAAAAACAUAAUUAUAUGAGUCCCUAUAUUUUUAAAAACAAUAUAGAAAAUCCAAUUCCGUUUGAUUUACUAAUGGAUGACGAAUUUAUAUAUGGAGAAAAAAGUAAAGAUAUGGAUAACCGUCAAAAAAAUAUUCUCAUCUUAUUUAUAAACCAUUUGUAUAAUAUUCAAAAAAAAAAAAAAAAAAUACAUAAAAGGAAUCUAAAAUUGAAUCAAAAAAUUUUGGCUAACAAACUGGCAAAAUUUAGAUCCCAAAGUGAAGUAAGCAAUGCUAGCAGUAGCGAUAAGGAAAGUGGCAGUGAUGCUAGUUCGAUCACAAUUGAUGGCUAUCACAAUAAAUAUACCAAUUUGAGAGGAAGAAAGAAUCAUGAUGGUACGGAUUCAGAGAGCAGUAGAAGUAAUAAUGAUAGAUAUAGACACAAAAGUGCUCGAGAAAAGAAAAUAAAAAAUUUAAGUGAUUUAUCUGAAGAAGAAAAUGAUGAAGAUUUGAGUAGUAACAAGUCGUAUAGUAAUUAUAACAAAUCCAAUAAACCUUUGAAAAGUCUAGAAAGUGUUGAUAAACUGAGUAGGAAUAGAAAAAAAAAGAAACAAAAUUCUGAACAAAAUGAAUAUAGCGAAAGUAGUAAUAGUUCAACAUCUGAUAAAAGUUCUAGCAUAAAUAGCCAAAACAGUUUUGAAAAAUAUUAUUAUGAUGAAGAUAAUAUAGAUAUAGAAUCUGCUUCUGAAAACUGUGAUAAUAUAUUAAAUAAUAAAAUGAAUAAUUAUUUUUGUGAAAAAUUGUUAAUACAAUCAGUUUCACAUAAAUUGUUGGGAUUUAAUAAUGCAUUACAUUAUGCAUGUGUAAGGGGAAAAAGAGAGCUAGCUAAACAGCUUUUAAUAAGUGGGGUUCCUGUGAUGUUAAUGAAUCAGGAAGGUAAUACACCUUUACACAUGAGUGCAUUUAGUGGUCAUAAUGAAAUUGUUAAAACAUUAAUUGAAUUUAAAACAGAUGUAAAUUCUGUAAACACAAAUGGAGAAACACCACUGAUGUUAGCAACUUAUCAAUUACAUUUUAAUGUAAUAAAAACAUUAAUCGAGCACAGUGCGAGUGUAGUUGUAAAUGGUGCAAACAUCGAGACUUCAAACAAUGUUGAUAUUAGCAGUAGCAUUGCUAGAAAUAACAACAACACAAUAUUACAUUGCUUAGUAUAUGGUAUAUUAAAAACUCAUAAAAUUUUUUAUAAAAACAAAUUGGAUAUGGAUGAUAUAGCCACAGUUACUACCCAUGGAUUUAGUGAAUUAACUUCUUCGAAAUAUUUAACACAAACAUCAACUUAUUUAAAUAUUAAUCAUACAAUUCCAAAUAUUCCUAUUAUUGAACAGUUACCUCAUGAUUUUUUUCUUUUACCUUUUAAACUAUUGCACAGAAUAAAAAAGGCUAUUAUUAUAAUAAAAUAUUUAAUGGUACAUUGUCCUAUUUAUUUAUAUGAAAUAAAAAAUUCUAAUGGUUACAAUCCUUUUGAAUUAUUAAAAGCUAUUUGGAAAAAAUUAUGUGAAAGACGAAUAGAAAUAUUAGGUGUUUCAGAUUUAAGAAUGUCCUCCUUUAGUGAUAAGCAAAAAAAUAUUGUUUUUCAAGGAUGGUCUCUCAUUACUUCACUAAUUAAUAUACUCUUGUCUAUCCUUCGAACAGAUACAUCUGUUUUGACUUCAAUUUAUAAAAAUUUCAUACAUAUCAAGGACCCAAAUAAUUCUACAACGCAAUUAAAGGAAAUUGAAAAUAAAUCGGGGGAUGCCGAGGCCAAAUCGAGCGAAUCUGCAACCAAAAACGGGGCAGUUUUAAAAAAAUCAUCAUCAAUUAUGACCAAGUCAGGUGAAGUUGAAAAGAAAGCGGCACCAAUUAUGACCAAGUCAGGUGAAGUUGAAAAAGAAGCGGCACCAAUUAUGACCAAGUCAGGUGAAGUUGAAAAAGAAGCGGCACCAAUUAUGACCAAGACAGGUGAAGUUGAAAAAGAAGCGGCACCAAUUAUGACCAAGACAGGUGAAGUUGAAAAGAAAGCAGACGAAAUUAUGACCAAGCCUGGCGGAAAUGAGAAAGAAAACGGAAUGAAGCCAAAGGUCCCAAAAAAGAUGUUCCUCAAGAAAAUGAAACCACCUUUUAUAAAGAAUAAAAGCUAA